Molecule: messenger RNA, 2457 nt
Organism: Zophobas morio
Lineage: Eukaryota; Metazoa; Arthropoda; Insecta; Coleoptera; Tenebrionidae
Product: general transcription factor 3C polypeptide 3-like
Exons: 3
Coding region: 108-2441 (777 amino acids)
Biological process (GO): transcription by RNA polymerase III
Cellular component (GO): transcription factor TFIIIC complex
Molecular function (GO): protein binding
Source: RefSeq, a predicted model, not a curated record
UACUGUUUUCAGAACGUCAGUGACAAAUAUAACCUCACUAAUUUUAAUGUUACAAAACGACUUAAAUCUUUGAUAAUAAAACCUCCGUGGUUGUAUGUGAUCUCGUAAUGGAUCCCUCAAAACUCGAAGACCUCAUUAUUCAAUUCGAAGACGACCAACCAUCCACCAGCGCAUAUCCUCCGAACUCCGAUUCAGAAUCACACAGUGAAGACUCCAAUUCUGAAGAUGUUACAGACUCCGAACCAAAAAAGCUUGAAAAACCUCGAAAAGGAGUGCGCCGCCCCAUUUCUAAACUUAACCCCAACCUGAAGGGUUUAAUGGGCGAAGCCAAUCUACGUUACGCCCGCGGCGACAUAGAAACAGCCCAGAAAAUGUGCUUCGAGGUGAUGCGACAAGUCCCUGAUGCUUACGAACCCUACAUGACUCUGGCACAAAUAUUCGAAAAUAGUGACCCCACCAAAUAUGAAGGGUAUUUAGCAAUCGCGUGUUGUUUAUACCCCCAUAAUUCGAGCAUGUGGUGUCGGUUGGCGGAGUUAAAUAUUCAAAACGGGAAAUAUAAAGAAGCCGUGUCUUUUUAUACGAAAGCUAUUAAAGCCAAUUCGAGAAAUGUCAGUUUACAUGUGAAAAGGUUAGAGCUUGUGGAGCAAAUAGGGGAUGUGCGAUUCGCUCUAGCUUGUAAAAAACACAUGGCGAAUAAGCUACCCAGAGCACAGUAUCAAAAUAUUAUUGAGUUGUGUAAAGAGGUAGCGCAGCAUUAUCAUGAAGAGAAAAAUUACGUUAAAUCGUUGGAUGUUCUGCAAAUACCGUUUAAGCGUAUUCCGAAGAAAGUCACCCAAGAUUUGGUAAAUAUGAUGCUUGAGUUGCUUCUGUUGACAGAACGGUAUACAGACUGUUUGGAUAUCUUCAUCCAACACUGUAAUUUCGUUUUCGAAAUUACAGUCAACGAAAACAAUCAAAUCGCUAUUGAUAGAUAUGACAUGCCUCCUAACAUCCAGAUUGACUUAAAAGUCAAAUUUAUCGCUUGUUUGAUAAAACUGAAAUCUUUUAAUUUAUUACCACCUCUCAUAGACUCUAUGAUCCGUGAAGAAAACGUCGAAAACAUCGGCGAUUUAUAUUUAGACGUAGCUGAAGAUUUAAUGACAGCCAAUCUUUCCCUUGAGGCUCUAAAACUGUUGGUCCCUCUAGUCAAAAGCAAAAGCUUCAAUCUCGCCGCCGUUUGGCUAAAAUACGCCGAAUGCCUCGACAACUGUAACAUGCUAGAACAGGCAGUUGAGGCAUACUUCACUGUAAUGACAAUGGCGCCUCAGCACGUCGAAGUUCUCUACCCCCUAGCGAUGACGCUUCUAAAGCUUAACAAGAAGUCUGAGGCUCUAGAAGUGUUAUCGCAAGAUUUAUCAACUAACAAGCUCGACGUGGCUGUUUUGAUUGAGAGGAUGAAGCUGUUGAGGCAGAUCAACGACCUGGAUGAGUAUUGGAAAUGCGCAGAGAUGUUGCUUUCGAGGCACUGCGUGGUUCUCAAGUAUCCAGAGGAAGCGAAAAUUCUUCUCACUUCGUCGUUUUCGAUCAACGAGAAGUUGAAGAAAAUUCGAGAAAUGCGGAAGUUCAGGGAGGAUCUGAACCCGAUUGAGUCGAAUUUUGAAAGCAUAAGAGAGCCGAGUGUGCAGGUUGAGUUUGAGGUGUAUAAAGGGAUUUUGAAGUUUGCGUUGGAGAUAAGGGAGUAUGCGCAGCUGCAGAAGUUUGCUUUCAUGGGAUUGACCUCGAAGAGAUUUAUAGAAUAUAUGAAACUCAUCCAACUUUUCGUCCUGUUCUCGACCAUCUACAACGACGACACUUUCCACGGUUACACCCUGGUGCGCAGCGUAGUCAUAAGCGACACAUUCAACAACCUAGCUUGGAACUUAUUCAACCUCGUUCUCAAAACCGCUGACGACAUCCGCCACUACCGCUUCAUAUCCAGACUCCAGCUGCGAGUCCCCAACAUCCACUGCCUCCAAGCACUCGAAGCCAACUACAGCUUAUCCGCAAGCAACUCCAACCUAGCCAUGAAGUUCUACAUGAGGGAGUUCCGCAAGCACAAACUCCCCUACUUCAGCUUCAUCCUCGGUCUAAUCCUCCUUCAAGGCUGCAGCCGACGACGCGUCGUAGAAGACAAGAAAAAACUAGCAGAAACCGCGUCGUACUUGUUCUUGUACUACGCGAAAAACAGGAGUAGGGAUGCGCAGCAGGAAGUCUACUACAAUUUAGGACGGAUGUAUCACCAACUAGGCGUCAUGUAUUUAGCCGAGCAUUACUAUUUAAAAGUGGUGGAUCUGGAGGAAGUGGAGCCUGCGGAGAUGUUCGGGUUAAAAUACGAGGCAGCGUACAAUUUACAUUUAAUUUAUAAAAAUAGCGGCAAUAUGAUUGCGGCGAGGAACGUUUUAAUUAAACAUGUUGUGAUUUAAUAGAGUUUUCGAAGUA